Messenger RNA from Ziziphus jujuba (common jujube), 1644 nucleotides. Its product is annotated as oleoyl-acyl carrier protein thioesterase 1, chloroplastic. Lineage: Eukaryota; Viridiplantae; Streptophyta; Magnoliopsida; Rosales; Rhamnaceae. Gene Ontology annotation, molecular function: fatty acyl-[ACP] hydrolase activity; acyl carrier activity. Gene Ontology annotation, biological process: fatty acid biosynthetic process. The record is from RefSeq and is a predicted model, not a curated record. Bases 152 to 1303 code for a protein of 383 amino acids. The transcript has 7 exons.
CAUAUUUUUAGAGGGAGAGAACGGAGAAAGCCUUCCCCUUACUUCUCUCCCUUGUCACACACUCCUCUCUCUGGGUCCGAAGAGAGAGAGAGAGAGGGGGUGAAGAAAAAGUUUCUUGCUUUCUAGGAAGACAAACCAAACAGUGGUGAAAAUGUUGAAGGUCUCGUGCAAUGCGACGGACCAAAUCCACCACGCCCUAGCCCAAUGCCGUUUCUUCGGCCCGCCUAAGUUGUCCAAAACCCGGCCCGUUUUCACUCGACGGAAAGACGGAGCUCUUCUUUCAUGCUCGCCGACCGCCAAAGGUCCGGUUUUGGCGGUUGUUUCCGACCGGAGUGGUAGUGUUGGAGCUGAAGGCGGGAUGACGACCCGGGUCGAAACCGGCUUGGGAAGCUUGGCAGAUCGGUUGAGGUUGGGAAGCUUGACUGAGGAUGGGUUAUCGUAUAAGGAGAAGUUCAUUGUGAGGUGCUAUGAGGUCGGGAUUAACAAGACUGCCACUGUGGAAACAAUCGCUAAUUUAUUGCAGGAGGUUGGGUGCAACCAUGCUCAGGGUGUCGGAUUUUCAACUGAUGGUUUUGCUACAACCCAUACCAUGAGGAAGUUAAAUCUCAUAUGGGUUACUGCUCGCAUGCACAUUGAAAUCUAUAAAUACCCAGCUUGGAGUGAUGUAGUUGAAAUAGAAACAUGGUGUCAAGGGGAAGGAAGAAUUGGGACUAGACGUGAUUGGAUACUCAAGGACCAUGCCACUGGCCAGGUCAUUGGAAGAGCAACAAGUAAGUGGGUGAUGAUGAACCAAGAAACCAGACGACUUCAGAAAGUUAAUGAUGAUGUUCGAGAAGAAUACUUGGUCUUUUGUCCACGAGAACCCAGGUUAGCAUUUCCAGAGGAGAACAGUAGUAGCGUAAGGAAGAUAUCAAAACUGGAAGAUCCUGCUCAGUUUUCCAGACUGGGGCUUGUGCCUCGGAGAGCUGAUCUGGACAUGAACCAGCAUGUUAAUAAUGUGACCUACAUUGGAUGGGUCCUAGAGAGCAUGCCUCAAGAAAUCAUUGAUAGCCAUGAACUGCAGACCAUCACCUUAGAUUAUAGACGGGAGUGUCAACAUGAUGACGUUGUUGAUUCUCUUACAAGUGUUGAACCCCUUGAGGGUGGUGAAGAAAUCCCAGAGCUUCGAGGAACAAAUGGAUCUGCUAUAACUGCAGAACACGAACAAGACUGCCGGCAAUUUUUGCAUGUACUGAGAUUGUCUGGAGAUGGGCCUGAGAUAAACCGGGGACGAACAGAGUGGAGAAAAAAACCUACAAGAUGAAGACUAAGUUAAAAUGUCUCCUCUACUUCUCCUUGGUUUCUUCAGCAUUCGUUUAGCGUGAUAUUGGUUUUCUUUAUAUCUUGUGUCCUUUCAGAACUCCCCGGAAUUUUUGUUCCAGCUUGUUCUAUCUGUUAGAAGCUAGAGUAUAGGAUUCUCUUCUGUUUAUGAAUCAGAUCUGAAGUCGUCGUUUUGAUUUAGCAAGAGAAAUGUGUACUUUCCUAUGGAACCAUUUUUUUUGUUCAUUGAUAUUGUCAAGUGUGAUUCGUGAUAUUCCAAGUUCUCCAAUGCAUUUAGCCUGUAUAAGUUUUAAAAAAAAUAAAUAAAUCUUAUUAGUUGGUAUA